Mesorhabditis spiculigera is the source of this 4563-nucleotide messenger RNA. Lineage: Eukaryota; Metazoa; Nematoda; Chromadorea; Rhabditida; Rhabditidae. The record is from the annotation of a GenBank genome assembly.
AUGGAAGCCCAGCAGCAACUUGUAACGCAACUCAUAAUCGACGAUGAGUCUGAGGAUUCUCAAAUAUUAUACUCAUUUAACGUUGAGUCGCGGCAGCCGGGCUUGAAGAAGGUUUUGAUCACGCAAGACGUCAACAACAAUGACGAAAAAGAUGUAUACUGGGACCGGAUGCAAGCGGUGAAAUCCCUGGUGAAAGAGCUUCACACUCGGCCUCCAAUACCUCGGCCUCAAACAACGGCUCCGGUUAUUCGUCCACUAAGGAAAGCGGAAGAACCCGAAUUGUUCCAUAAUCCGUUGUUCAAAACGAUCACCGAGAAGUUGUGUGAACAUCCGCGCACGCCCAGCCCCGAUUACGGCGAAUUCGAAAACCCGAGGAGUUUGAAAUUCGAAAACGAAAAGGAAACGCAAGUCGCUUAUUUCACGUUCGAUGUGAAAAGCGACGCUUGCUUGGAAGAUACAAUGGAGAUCGGCCCUCAAGAUGAUUCUGGUUGCCACUCGAAUUCGGGUAGCACUUCUUCAAGGGGUUCGGACGUCAGAAGAAGAGGCCCGCCGGUAGUUACGCUGGAUCUCGAGGCUGCCAAGCUUGUCGAAAGUUGUGGCGAGAGGAAACAUCGUGGCCUAAAGAGCUUCAUGAAGCCUGUAGGCUCCAUGCUGAAAGGAAAACGCAAGGAUGAGAAUCGCGAUCCGGAAGUGCGCAAGAAGUCUGAAAAAGUCAAGAAAAACGAGAAGGCACACGAGACAUCACAGGACAAGAAGGAACGGGCGAACAGCAGUGCCGGAAAUGCGGCGACAUCUUCAGAAGCUGACUUCAAAUUCGACCACCUAACUCGAACUCAACUCGAUGAGCAGGUCGAGGAGGUGCUGAAGGAGCGGAAUUUGCCGCCGAAGAUGAUCCCUGACCAACUGGCAAAAAUGUCGACCGAAAGCAAGAAGGCGCUACUCAACGCCAACUCACGGCAAUUAGCUGACAAAAAGAUUAAACAACCGAAGGAUUUCAAAAAUGAGAUUGCUGCCGCAUUACGGUUACGGAGACCGGUUGAGGAUUAUGGGGCUACUAUCAAAGAGCUCAAAUUCUCUCUACAACUCCAGCCGGUCCCCUGGGUCUACGAGUUUGCCUCCGACUCGAAGGAGAAUAUGUCGGGUCUGGCCUUAAUUGGUGCCGUUGUUGAGCGGAUAGUCGAACGGAUCAGGGAACUCCAUAAAAAUAGGGAGCAAGCAAACAUCGAGCAAUUCGAGCAAAUCCUCGACUUUCUGAAGGAAGGCGUGGCUUGCGUGCACGGAAUCGCCAACACUUUCCCCGGAUUGAGUCUUGUCACCAGGCGGGCGGAUCAUACUCUACGCGCAUUGUUUGCGGCUCUACUGGCAUUGAAUCAAUGCCGGAUAGAAGAUGGGCCAAAGUUUCAGCGCUUUACUGCCGAGAUAUUCUCUAUUCGAUUCGACAUCCUGAAAAUCACCACCUCGCUCUCGGCAAUGUCCCAACGAUUGGCGGAAGGGACGGGAUGCACUGUGGAGAUGAAUGGUAUCGACAAGGUGCUAUCCGAGCUCUCAGCGUUGUCGGGUUCUGGAGCGUGUGCGAGGUGGGAGCCCAUCCUCUCCAUUUUUGGGUGUGUUUCUGAUGAACCGACGCUAGAAGAAAGAAAUUGCUUGGUGAAAACCAUGGCGUUGAUCAACCUGGCCAUCCAUCCACCAAGCAUGAUGCCACCUGACGACGUCUCGGAUGAUGGACAAAGCCUUGAGUGUGAAGUGACAUGGCAAUGGCGUUUGAAGAUCCGCAGCGAAAUCCACCACCAAGGCAUUGGCAAAUACACAAAGAAAAUACUCCAUCUAUGCGAGCGCAAAGACAUGGACGAAUUCGUGACCGGCUGGAACGGGUACAUGCAAAGCCGCGACGACGACUUCAAUGAACUGAUUUCACGGCUUGACAAUAUCAAAGUCGACAACGAAAAGUACGACUCGAUCGAGGGCUGCGCGUUGAUGCUCCAGAACUUUGGCAACAGCGAGGAUUUGGCUGAAAGAGAGGCCGAUCGAGGGUUGAUCCUCUCCAUCCUCCAACUUCUGCUCUUGGUCCCGGAUCGCGAUACAGCAAUCAGGAUGGCCUACUUCCGAUUGAUCGAAUCGUGCGUUUCGGAUAUUAUUCUUCAUCGUGGCGGCAUAUUGCCCAAUUUUGAGGAAAAAUUUGUCUUCGACACGCCGAUCGCGGAGAUGAUCGAGCAACUUGCCGACUCGGACAACACACGGCAUCUGAAUACAGCUAUCGAGGAGAAGCAGCUGGCCAUUGCUCGUCAACAGCAGUACUGGAGCAAACUCGAGGAAUAUAAAAAGCAUCAUGCCGGCACCGACCCAAUGUCCCUGCCACCACCCGACAUGACGCCAGUGAAGGCGUUGAUGGGCUCAAACAUCCCGCCGGCCCCAGGACUUCCGCCAGUGACUGGAGGGCCACCACCUCCACCUCCACCCGGCGGACUACCUCCCGUCACCGGAGGCCCACCACCACCUCCCGGACUUCCCCCGGUCACUGGCGGACCCCCGCCCCCACCCGGUUUGCCCCCGGUCGCUGGAGGACCCCCACCACCACCUCCACCACCCGGCCCUCCACCUCCACCUGGCAUGAAAGGACCCCCUGGAGCACCACCGCCUCCACCAUUCCUCGGAGGUGGUAUGCCAGCGUUUGCCCCCACACUUCCUUCUUUCCUGAAGAAAAAGAAGGAGCACAAAAUUGGCGUGCCGCUCCGCAAACUUCCAUGGAGCUCGAAUGUGAUUCAACCGAACACAUUGGCCGAGGACUGCUUCUGGGCAAAGACCAACGAGGAAGAUCUGGCCAAUGAAUCGAUGAUGAAAGAGUUGAAGGAAAAUUUCGCUUCGAAUCGUCCGGGCUCUGGUGGUGUUGGCGCGCUUCUGGCGAAGGCGAACAAGAAUGUCAAGCAACCCCAGAUAAUCGACGACCCUAAAAUGCUGCAGGCUCUAGGGAUCCUAUUCGCCUCGUCCAAGGUUCCGGCCCAGAACUGGUGUGAGGAAAUUCUCAACGUCGACGGCACGAAUCUCGACACUACGCUACUCGAGCAGCUGCGGCUCAAUCUUCCGCCUGCGGAUAAGUUGAAGGAACUCGGCACCGCCAGCCCUGCUGUGUUUGACUUGAUGCCGGAAGGGGAACAGUUCGUCGCGGCCGUCGCCAAGAUCCCGGCCCUCCCUUUGAGACUCGAGCUAAUGGUGCUGAAGAGGAGAUUCGAGGAAAGCGUCGGUGAAUUCAAGCCGAGCAUCACGAAGGUGAUCGAGGCCUGUGCCGAGGUGAAGAAUUCGUCGGCGUUCAAGACCUUCCUCGAGAUGUUGCUCUUGUCCGGUAAUAUCAUGGCUGCCAGUGGGCCCGCCCACAAGGAUGUAUUUGCAUUCGAGAUGUCGGUGCUGCCAAAGCUGACCGACACAAAGGACAUCGAGAACAAGCACACCUUCCUGCACUUCUUGAUACGGCAGAUGCGCAAGCACCGUGGAGUCAGAAAUCCCAAGUUCACGCAAGAGGAUUUCAAAAACGUCAUUGGGGCCCGUGCUGCCAACGCUGACGAGAUCGCGAAGGGGAUCAACCAUCUGAAGACGUCGAUAAAGAAGCUCGAAAAUUGUCUGAAGACCUUCAAGCCUGCCAAUUCCAAGGACCGCUUCAUGACCGUUAUGGAGCCGUUCCUCGCCAAGGCACAGACCGAAAUGCAAACAAUCGACACGCUCCACGAAAAGAUGCAGGCGGACUGGGCGUCGCUUGCCCGGUACUUCGCCAUCAACACCAAGAAAUACAAGAUGGAGCAGUUCUUUGAGGACUUGGCGCAGUUCAAGCUGGCCUAUGAGACGUGCUACCGUGAAAUCGAGGACCAAGAGAGGGAAGAGCGGAAGCGCAAGCCGCUGCAACCAGUACAGCCGCAAAUCAAGAAGCUGUUGCCGCAGUUGAUGACUCAUGGAACGCCUUCCCUGCGAACCGCACACGAUACCGCCGGCGUACUGGAAGAAUUGGAUAAGCUCGUCUCGGUGUGGGGCGGAAAAAGGGCAACACCACGUGCGAAAUCGCGAGGAUCCGAGGCGCGCAGUCGAACAGCUAAGAUGGCCGUCCACCGGCAGCGGUCACGCGUCCAAGAUCUUCACGCCCCUCAAUUCGCCGGACUGAACGACUUCAAACCGCCGUCCGCUAGCCAACCUCAGCGUGCCGCCCCUCCCGAUCAAGCGAAGCUCGGUUUCAAAGUGCGCCGAGCAGGCCAACCUACGGUAGAGAUGCAGGUGGAUUUGCCUACGUCACAGACCUCGGGCCACAUCAGAAACCUGCAGAAUAGGGAAAACUCCCCACCCGCCCGAGCAGCACCAACAGGCCAUGCAAGAAAGCCCAACCAGCCACCACCGCUUCAACUUGAUCGGCGGCCCACCGUAACCGAUGGUGUUCUUUCUGCACAAAACAACUCCUGCUAUCUCUCUGAGCUCCUCCCACAAACACCGACCCGAGGAAGUGCGCCAAGGACGAAUUUCUCAGCCCAACCACCCCCUGCGCGCGACACGGAGGUGACGAGCAUCUUCGACCGUCUAAAGCAGCUU